UGGCAAAAACAGCACGUACAGGGGCAGCUCUUUGACAACCAGUCUUUACAUUUAUAUGUCUACUUAUAGCUUGCGUUUACGUAGCUAUACCGUUCGAUGUACAUUUUGAUGUGAAACUUCUGCCAACAGGUGAUUCCCGUUGUCAUGACAUCACUAGUGCACACCCUUCGAGACCACCGGGAUGACGUCAACUGCUGCGCGCUCUCCCAAAGUUUACUGGCCACCUGCUCCGGAGACAAAACCAUCCGCGUUUAUUCCCUGCAGGACUUCACGGAGCUGCGCUUCUCUCCUCUCUCCGGUCACGGGUACGCCGUGCACUGUUGCUGUUUCAGCAGCUGCGGCAGAUAUCUGGCGUCUUGCUCCACGGACGCGCUGACUAAGGUCUGGAGCAUGUCCACGGGUGAAGUCGUGUGCGCGCUGCAACACCCGGCGCGCAGUCCCGUGCGCGUUUGCGCGUUCUCUCCAGAUGCGCAGUAUCUGCUGUCUGGCGCGUCUGACGGGACUGUUGCGCUCUGGCAGGUGCCAUCAAAGACCCUGCAGAGAUGUUCUCGAGUCAGUGAGGGUACCGUCCUGGCCUGCUGUUUCUCCCCGUGUGGUCAGAUGUUUGUUACGGGCUCUACUCAGGGAGAACUUCACCUCUGGAGUCUGAACAUGAGCUCUUUAUACAUUCAGAGAGAAGCGCAUGAUUUAGGAGUCAACUGCUGCCAGUUCUCUCCACAGAUCUGCAUGGAUGGUCCAGCGGUAAAGUUUCGAUUGGCCUCCGGCGGGCAGGAUAACCAGCUGAGGGUAUGGAUUGUUUCCCAGCAUGCAACAGCAGGUUAUGUGAUGACACUGACGUUUACUCUCUCUGCUCAAUCUGCUCCUGUCCUAUCGUGUGCCAUCUCCUUUGAUGGACAGCUGCUCGUCUCUGGGUGUUUGUCUCUAAAAACUUUGUCACUUCAUAUAGCACUUCUGAUAAUAUUGCAUAUCACUUCAUUGUUCUCCCCACUGUCGUCUGUGGAUAAAACAGUAACUGUGUAUAAUGCGGAUGGAGGAGAGCUUUUACACACUUUCACACAGCAUGACAGAUAUGUGACUGCAUGCACGUUCUCUCCCUGCAUGCUGAUGUUUGCCUCGGGCUCUAUGGAUAAAACAGUGAAUGUCUGGAGAAUUGAAGAUGGAAAUGCUCAUUCUUCUGAAUGUUUGCAGAUGACAGGAACAGGAAGGAAGUCUCAGGGUUACUCUAUUAUGCUGGUCAGCGAUUGGUCAGAGGAAGAUGUGUGUGAUUGGCUUCGGGACGAAGGGUUAGAAAUGCUGGUGGACACGUUUAGAGCUCAGAACAUUGAUGGGACUGAACUCAUCAGCUUAAAUAAAGAGACACUGGAUGCUUAUUUUAACAUUGAAUCUGUGGGUCUGCGUGGUAAAGUCAUGAGGAAGAUUGAGGAGUUGAGAUCUACACUGAUGGACUCUGACGUUCCAGAUGAGUUUCUCUGUCCAGUCACCAGAGAGCUCAUGAAGGACCCCGUCAUCGCUGCAGAUGGAUAUUCCUAUGAGAGAGAAGCCCUCGAGACCUGGAUCAGAACUCCAAAUCACACAAGCCCAAUGACAAACUUGCCUUUACAAACCAAUAUACUGACACCUAACAGAAGCCUGAAGAUGGCCAUACAGCGCUGGAAGGCCAGCCAGUAACCAACUCAUUGCGCAAAAUUGUCCUUGAGGGAUGGAAUCCUUUCUCAUAAAGCAAUGAGCGAACAGUAGCAAGUCAUUUACUGUUAAAAAGGAAGGUUUAACCAAUCUAACCACACUAACUUACUCCACAAAACGUGUCACAUUUCAGUUCGAAUUCAAAUUUAUUUGCGUUUAGUUGCGUUCAUUCUUUGCUUAAAGGAGUAGUUCACUUUUUUUGAUAAUUUACU
Triplophysa rosa is the source of this 1895-nucleotide messenger RNA. RefSeq names its product WD repeat, SAM and U-box domain-containing protein 1-like. Gene Ontology annotation, molecular function: ubiquitin-protein transferase activity; protein binding. The transcript has 13 exons. The record is from RefSeq and is a predicted model, not a curated record. NCBI's taxonomy places the organism in Eukaryota, Metazoa, Chordata, Actinopteri, Cypriniformes, Nemacheilidae. Gene Ontology annotation, biological process: protein ubiquitination. The coding region runs from base 145 to 1668 and encodes 507 amino acids.